Galeopterus variegatus (Sunda flying lemur) is the source of this 3399-nucleotide messenger RNA. RefSeq names its product F-box and WD repeat domain containing 2 (gene FBXW2). NCBI's taxonomy places the organism in Eukaryota, Metazoa, Chordata, Mammalia, Dermoptera, Cynocephalidae. Bases 252 to 1616 code for a protein of 454 amino acids. The record is from RefSeq and is a predicted model, not a curated record. The transcript has 8 exons. Gene Ontology annotation, molecular function: protein binding.
CGGAAGUACAGCCGCUUCCGCCGGGCGCUGCUGGGCGGUCAGACGCGCGGAGAUGACGCAAGCAACACCGGAAGCCGCUCCCCUGUGGGGCUGCGGACUCCGAGCAGCGGCCGUAGGUCCAGGCGCCAUGGCUGCGGAGCGGACCCGGCCGCUGCGAGGCUCUGGCGGCCUGAGCGCGCCUAGUCGGUGUGAACCCGGCGCGAGGUCCCGGGCCCCGGGGCGCUCGCUCAGGUAAAUUUUUCCAUAACCUUAUGGAGAGAAAGGACUUUGAGACAUGGCUUGAUAACAUUUCUGUUACAUUUCUUUCUCUGACGGACUUGCAGAAAAAUGAAACUCUGGAUCACCUGAUUAGUCUGAGUGGGGCAGUCCAGCUCAGGCAUCUCUCCAAUAACCUAGAGACUCUCCUCAAGCGGGACUUCCUCAAACUCCUUCCCCUGGAGCUCAGUUUUUAUUUGUUAAAAUGGCUCGAUCCUCAGACUUUACUCACAUGCUGCCUCGUCUCUAAACAGUGGAAUAAGGUGAUAAGUGCCUGUACAGAGGUGUGGCAGACUGCAUGUAAAAAUUUGGGCUGGCAGAUAGAUGAUUCUGUUCAGGACGCUUUGCACUGGAAGAAGGUUUAUUUGAAGGCUAUUUUGAGAAUGAAGCAACUGGAGGACCAUGAAGCCUUUGAGACCUCAUCAUUAAUUGGACACAGUGCCAGAGUGUAUGCACUUUACUACAAAGAUGGACUUCUCUGUACAGGGUCAGAUGACUUGUCUGCAAAGCUGUGGGAUGUGAGCACAGGGCAGUGCAUUUAUGGCAUCCAGACCCACACUUGUGCAGCGGUGAAGUUUGAUGAGCAGAAGCUUGUGACAGGCUCCUUUGACAACACUGUGGCCUGCUGGGAAUGGAGUUCCGGAGCCAGGACCCAGCACUUCCGGGGGCACACAGGGGCGGUGUUUAGCGUGGACUACAAUGAUGAACUGGAUAUUUUGGUGAGUGGCUCUGCAGACUUCACUGUGAAAGUAUGGGCUUUAUCUGCUGGGACAUGCCUGAACACACUCACCGGGCAUACAGAAUGGGUCACCAAGGUGGUUUUGCAGAAGUGCAAAGUCAAGUCUCUCUUGCAUAGUCCUGGAGACUAUAUCCUCUUAAGUGCAGACAAGUAUGAGAUCAAGAUCUGGCCAAUUGGGAGAGAAAUCAACUGUAAGUGCUUAAAGACAUUGUCUGUCUCUGAGGAUAGAAGUAUCUGCUUGCAGCCAAGACUUCAUUUUGAUGGCAAAUACAUUGUCUGUAGUUCAGCACUGGGUCUCUACCAGUGGGACUUUGCCAGUUAUGAUAUUAUCAGGGUCAUCAAGACUCCUGAAAUAGCAAACUUGGCCUUGCUUGGCUUUGGAGAUAUCUUUGCCCUGCUGUUUGACAACCGUUACCUGUACAUCAUGGACUUGCGGACAGAGAGCCUGAUUAGCCGCUGGCCUCUGCCAGAGUACAGGAAAUCAAAGAGAGGCUCAAGCUUCCUGGCAGGCGAAGCAUCCUGGCUGAAUGGAUUGGAUGGGCACAAUGACACAGGCUUGGUCUUUGCCACCAGCAUGCCUGACCACAGUAUUCACCUGGUGUUGUGGAAGGAGCACGGCUGAUGCCACAAGCCACCACCGCUGAUUGACUUUGGGUGCCAGGGCUGCAGGUUUUGGGUGCAACCUCUAUGGCAGCCAACUGCAUGAACCAAAGUUCUCACCUAAUGGUAUCAUCACGCAGUGAACAAUCAUUUAUCUAUGUUUGCCAGGGGGCCAGGGCUCGGGGCGGGGGAGGGCUUGUUUUCUUGGCAUACAGUGCAGCAUGCUAAUGGGGUACACCAUUGACUUCAUUUGUACUUAGUUAUGUUGGUCAGUAUAAGAGGAUGCAUUUUGGGUUCAUCUUUCUUGAAUGGAAUAUUGGUUUUAAGUAAAGAAAGUUAAAUGAUUCAUUAAUCUGCUAAUUGGUUGCCUAUAAAAUUACAUUCAGUCUGUUAUUAAAGCUUUUUACCAUAGCCUUUUUUUUCUUUUGCAAUUGAAGCAAAGGUGCUAUGAUGUUGUUAUAGCAACUUCUCUCACAUGGGGCUUAGCUUUUAUAAGAGCCAGUGUUACAAAGACCAUCAAGUCCUGUGACAUUCAUACAUUUUCCACUAGAUACCAGUUCUAAAGAGUUUGUCUUCCAGUGCAAAUGUAAUUCUGUAAGUUAUUUGCAACUUAUUCUAAAUCCUAGUUCUUGGCAGAGUCAGAGUUGACCAUGUUUAAGAUGUGAUAGAGUUCUGUAGUUUUUGUUUUCAUGUGGAGGGAGCUGGUCCCCCACAGCCUAGGUGACUACACAGAGGUGUCAUGGUAUAGGAGAAAGAGCACUGAGCUGGAAGAUUGAAGACCGGAUCUGUUACCUGGAACCUUGCAACCCCUCUGUGCCCCAGUUUCCUUGUCUUUACAGCCAGGUGUUAAGCUAAGUGAUUUUAGGAGUCCUUCAGCAUUUACUGAAGUGUGCAAAAGCUGAUACUGCAGUUUUGUAUGAUCCCCAAUUCUUUGUUUCUUUCAGGUUGCAGAUAAUAUUUAAGUGAAAUCGCUGAUAUGGAGUUGUUAUCUAUAAGGAAAUCAAUUAUAUAAAAAGGAUUAAUAAGAAGGAAUGUAGAAAAUAUAACUGAUUCCACUUAGAAAUUUUAAGUAAUUGGUGGAAGAAAUGCUGAUAGGAUGCAUGGUUAUAUAGGGAGGCAGUGUGCUGUAUUAGAAAGAAAGAUACCUGAACCUGACUUAACUUCCUCUGUUGUCUCUAACUUGAUCUGUGGCCUAGGCAGGUUAACUUUCCCUCCCUAGACCCUCAUUUUUUUCAUCAUUAAAGUGAAGGGAUUGUCCUAGAUUAGGGUACAUAAAAUUAAAUGCCUAAGGGAGCCAUGCAGUUAACAUAAAUGAGUAAUUGUGCUGGGUAGGAUAGUGCUGAACUCUGGAAAGUUUAUCUAACAGGGCAGUUACUCAGCUGUUUUAUCAUUAGCAGAAACAAGCCUAAUGUUGACAGGUCUGAUUUUUUCGGGAGGAGCUAGAAAUCCAGAUUUUUAUUCGAAAUCCCCUGAGUUUUAAAAUGUUGACAACUGAUCGAAGAUAAUUUAAAAUAAGGUAGGCCAAACAAACAGUGUCUACAGGCUGCCAGUUAAUGUCCUCCACCCUCUCACUCUAAAGCAAUUCUGUCGUUCACCAGUGGAAAUGUUUUAGCAUACUUCUUACAAACGUUAAGGAGAAAGUGGAGGGAGCACACAAUAGAAAAAAAAUUUCAUGUACUCUUAAAUUGUUUCCUGUUGUUUUACAAGAGUUGAGAAGUGCGGGUAUAUUUAAUUCACAGACCAUCAGGAAAGUAGUUUGAAGAUGAACAUAAGAAUUGGAACCUCAAUAAAGCCUCUCCUGGAAA